AUGGCUGCACAACCAGACGAAACGUCGGCGAAACGAACAGUUUCACAAAGACGAAAUCUGUUCGAAGUUCUGUUUAAAAAAUUCAAUAAUUUUUAUGAAAAAAUUUUCUCAAACAUCGGCAAACAGCUCGGUCAUAGGCCUGUCAUCUACAUUUUCAUAUCAAUUGCGCUAACCGGUCUAUGCUCUUUGGGUUUCCUGCGUUCAAAUAUAAUCAAUAAUGCUGACAUUCUUUUCAUACCAACUGACUGCAAAAGUGUUCGCGAUCGCGAUGUGGUUGCCAAGAAAUUGCCACUCAAUUACGACGAUUAUUAUCUUCAUCAAGAUUUUGAUCUAGGCAUAUACGGAGAUGUGAUCUUCAUUACCAGAAAUCAUGGAAAUAUUCGUCGCCCGAACGUUCGCAAUGAAUUAGCACGCAUUUAUAACCUAAUACAGCAUAUCAAUGUUACGUAUGAAAAUCGAACAUAUUUCUACGAAGAUCUUUGUGCCAAACGAGAUCAUCGAUGUGUCACUGAAGGUGAUCUCUUCUUCCGCGAAUCAUUUUGGCAGCGUUUACAAGAUAAAGAAUUACAAAAUUACCUCGCAAAUGAUCUCUACACAGAUGAUGACGGCAACGCGAAUUUCCUACCAUUUAUAUUUGGCAACAGCUUCACGAUUAAUUUCGAGAAAAGUACGUUGUUUUCUAAAGUGUUGAAGCUACAUUUUAACCUACGGCGAACUACGAUCGUGAAUGGCAAGUUGGUAAAUGUGGAAAAUAUCAGUCGAAUGUGGGAGCAAGCAUUCUUAGAAUUCUUCGAACAUUUUCAUUCCGUUAUGGUGCAAACUAUCUAUUCUGUGUCGACGUCAAUUGAUCAAGAAUUAGAAAAGAAUAUUAUGCUCGAUAUGAUGUUGGUGGUGGUGACGUUUAUUGUUAUGAUCGUUGUGGCUACGAUCUGCUUGUCAAUACGUAGUACAUUUGCUCAAUCGCCGAUGUAUUUAUCAGGUUCAGGUGUUCUAGCAACAAUGUUAGGACUAGUAUCUGGUUUUGGAAUGUGUUUAUUAGUUGGUAUACCUAUGUGUUCAUUGGUAUUUGUCACACCGUUUUUAGUUAUUGGCGUCGGUACGGAUGAUAUGUUUUUAAUCUAUUCGGCAUAUCGACGAACGAAAUCAUCGGAUACAACAGUACAAAGACUAGCAGAAACAUUUCGACUAUGCGGUUCAGGUAUAACAAUUACAUCGUUAACAAAUGUUAUUGCCUUCCUAGCGGGAGCAACAACGAAUUUCUACGGAAUACGUUUAUUCUGUUUUUAUACAAGUGCUUCACUCGCUUUUUGCUAUUUCUAUCAAAUCAUGUUGUUUGGUAGUACUAUUGCUUUGUACAACAAUUGUAUUAAUAACAAUCGCCAUACAGUCAUUCUGUGUCUUACCGAUCAUACAUCAUCAACAGAUAAUCCAAAAAGUCGACGUCGUCGCCGACAACACUGUUUACCAUUGAAAGGAAUGUUUGUUUAUAUUACAAAACCAUUAUUUACAACCUAUGGUCAAAUCAUAGUCUGCUCAAUCUUUGUUAUUUAUACAAUAUUUGCUGUCUACGGGGCGUUGCAAAUGCGUGACGGAAUGAAAUUGGGACAUUUAUUGAACGAUAAAUCCUAUGCCAAGUUAUAUUAUGACACUCUAGAUGAAGAAUUCGAUAUUCAUCCAUUAGUACAAUUUAUCAUCACAGAACCUAUACCCUAUUGGAGACAUGAUUAUAUCAAGCGAAUAAGAGAUUUCAUUUCUCAGGCCAAGCAAUUAGAUGGUAUGGAUAAAAAUUUCGAAAUAGCUUGGUUUUCUCUCUUGGGCUACAAUGGAUACGAACAUCCAUUAGAUAAUGGAACACUAUUUAUGGACACUAUUCACGGUUUUGUCAAUUUAUUUCCUCCCUUUGCUAAUGAUUUGAUAUUUAACAAAACUCAUUUAUUAACUAGUCGUUUUUAUUUAAAAUAUGCAGUUGUUCAUUACAAUUCCAAUGAUGGUCGUUUAGUUAAUCAAUUGUAUUCUCUCGCCGAACAAUCACAAUUACCGAUCAAAGUAUACAGUAGUCUUUUCAAGUACUAUGAACAAAUGUACGAAGUUAUCCCGAACAUAAUUCAAACAUUUCUUAUCGCUAUCGAAGCGAUGUAUUUAGCAACGUUACUAAUGAUUCCUGAUCUCAAAUCUGUUAUUAUCAUUAUCUCUACAAUGGGAAUGAUCUUGACGAGUCUUGUUGCAAUAUUACAUAUUUGGGGUAUCCAAGCAUCAUCAGUUAUGAUGGUUGAACUAGUUAUGUCAGUUGGAUUUUGCUCAGAUUUCUGUGUACAUAUUGUACAUGCAUUUUUGACAGGAACAGGCACAAGAAAAGAGCGUGCACAGCAAGCAUUGAUAAAUAUGGGAAUGCCAAUAUUAUGUGCAUGUCUAUCAUCCAUUAUUGGUGUUUUUUUCCUGGGUGCCGCUCAUUCAUAUCUAUUUCGAACAUUUUUCAAAACGAUUGUUGCCAUUAUGAUCUUAGGAGCAGUACAUGCUCUGUGUUUCCUACCGGUUAUUCUUUCUGUGAUUGGUUCCCAUUGGCCAUCGCACAUGAUUAAUAGAAUACAACACAGCGAUACAUAUCAAAUGGCGUCAAUAAAUACAAAUAAUACUCAGACGACUGGUAAUUUGAAUGAAGAAACUCUCCUGAAUAGAGAUAAUCUACAAAGAACAUCGAAUACAAUUGAAGAAGAAGAGGAUAAAGACGAGUUGAUGUCAACAACAACAACAACAACGAAAAAUAUCAUUUAA
Molecule: messenger RNA, 2772 nt
Organism: Adineta ricciae
Lineage: Eukaryota; Metazoa; Rotifera; Eurotatoria; Adinetida; Adinetidae
Source: the annotation of a GenBank genome assembly